Molecule: messenger RNA, 3612 nt
Organism: Copidosoma floridanum
Lineage: Eukaryota; Metazoa; Arthropoda; Insecta; Hymenoptera; Encyrtidae
Product: ABC transporter G family member 23
Cellular component (GO): membrane
Molecular function (GO): ATP binding; ATP hydrolysis activity; ABC-type transporter activity
Source: RefSeq, a predicted model, not a curated record
GGUAGCAAGCAACCUCGAGUGUGCAUCACCUUUGACAGCGCGAGUAUAUAGUCGCGCAAGUUUAUCGUGCUUACCCGUGGCUGGAGUGUGUGUGGAGCGCGAUUGUGCUCCCGUUACGGGAAGUCGAUACAUUCGUUUGGCGGGCGGAUGUGCACGAGUGCCGGUUUGGGAUUGUGCGGCAGUGCUGAAGCCGGAAAUCGUCAGGAGAGAAGAUCGCACCGCGUUUAAAUCGACAACUACUACGUCGAAGGGGAAGGGGAAGAGGACACAUCUGAGAUCGAGAGCAUCAUGCAGAACGCGGUAGUCGUCAAGUUGGCGCACAAGCGCUACGCCAAGAACUUACCACCGGUCCUCGAUGGCCUCAACAUGACCGUGCCUCGAGGUUGCAUCUACGGACUGUUGGGCGCAAGCGGGUGCGGCAAAACGACCCUUCUCUCGUGCGUGGUGGGCGUGCGAACGCUCGACAGCGGCGAGCUCUGGGUGCUGGGAGGCAAGCCCGGGCAAAAGGACUCGGGGGUGCCCGGGCCCAGGGUCGGCUACAUGCCCCAGGAAAUAUCCCUCGUCAAGGAGUUCUCGGUCAUCGGGGCGCUGUACUACUUCGGGAGGAUCAACGGCCUCGACGAGGAAGUCAUCGACGAGAGGUUCGAGUUUUUCUCGGAGCUGCUGGAGCUACCCUUCAAGGACAAACUCGUCAAGGACAUCAGCGGCGGCCAACAGAGGCGGGUCUCACUGGCCGCGGCUCUCAUGCACCGACCGGAGCUCCUCAUCCUCGACGAGCCCACCGUCGGCUUGGACCCGAUUUUACGGGAGAAGAUUUGGAACUACUUGGUGAAAGUGGCCCAGGAGGAGGACAUAGCCGUCAUCGUGACGACUCACUACAUCGAGGAAGCCAAAAAAGCCCACAUAAUCGGACUGAUGCGGCACGGCCAACUGUUGGCCGAGACGUCGCCCACCGCGCUGCUCGCCGCGUACCAGUGCGCCUCCCUCGAGGAGGCCUUCCUGAUCCUGAGCAAGCGGCAAAACAACGCCAAGACGAGCGUCAACGAGACGAGGAUCGCGCAAACCGCCACGGCCAACCAAGCGGCGCUUUCGUCCCGAAAAGACCCUCGCGGGAGCACCGAGUUCGUCACGGGCAGCGAGAAACAAUUGCUCGACAAUCCAAAGAGGAUCAAGAAGCGCUCGGCUAAUCCGUUCACGGCCGCCUCCGGCAAGAUAUUCAAAGCUCUGCUGAUUAAAAACAUAUUGCAAUUCGUACGGCAUCCAAGCGUGGUGGCCUUCGCCUUUAUCUUCCCGCUGAUACAGGUGACGUUGUUCUUCUACACGGUAGGCAACGAUCCCCGAGGCAUCGUUAUAAACGUCGUCAACGACGAAGCUGGUAACUGCCGCGACGGCACCUACACCGGCACUGUACUUUACUCGAAGGAGCAGCGCCAGUGCGAGUACAUAGACAUGAGUUGCCGAUUUUUGCACGGCUUUGAUCAAAAAAUCAUAGUCAAGAAAUACCACGACUCCAUGGCCGAGGCGACGGACGAGGUGUAUCGAGGCAAGGCCGCCGGGACGAUGUACUUUGCCAAGAACUUCUCCAAGGCGCUGAUGAUGAGGCGCGAGAGCUUUUACACGAUUAAGAAAUUAGAGGGCAGCCUCUCGGCCAGCGAAAUACAAACGACUCUAGACAUGAGCAAUCAACCGAUCGGCAUAUUCCUGCAAACGGCUCUGUUCGAUCGUUUCGUCGAGGUGUACAAGGAAAUCGUUGCCACCUGCGAUUUACCAAGGAAGUUCGUCCAGCCACCGAUUAAUUUCGAGGAGCCGAUUUACGGAGCCAUGGACCGAAAGUACUCGAAUUUCAUUGCACCUGGAUUCAUACUCACGAUAACAUUCUUCCUGGCAACGGCUGUCUCGUCCUCGAUUAUAAUCGCGGACAAAGCCGAAGGCGUUUGGGAUCGCAGUCUGGUGCAAGGGGUCACGACCUGGGAAAUACUCGCGUCCCACUUGUUCACCCAACUCUUGAUGGUUUUCAUCCAAGUGAGCGUAGUGCUGGGCAUUACUUUCGGCCAUUUCAACCUACCCUGCGAGGGACAGUUCAUCGUGAUCGUUGUCCUGGUUUUUGUCACGGGAGUAUGCGGGUUGUGCUACGGUUUUCUCAUAUCGGUGUACUGCACGUCUCAGACGGUGGCCAACUUCAUAGCGACGGGAAGCUUCUACCCAAUCAUACUGUUGAGCGGUGCCAUUUGGCCUCUGGAAGGUAUGUCGAAUUACCUGCGCUGGGUGAGCUAUUUAAUGCCAACGACCGUAGCCACGUACUCGUUGCGCUGUGUAAUGGACAAGGGCUACGCUUUCACCCAUUUUGACGUCUACAGCGGCUUCAUCGUGAUAAUGUCCUGGACUGUUGGCACGAUUGUGGCAAGUUUCAUCGGCAUCAGGAAAAUAAUGACGUAAUUUCCCGGAGAUGCUGUAAAUUUAGGAAAUUUCUUCUUUUUUUUUUUUCCACUGUGAGCGUGGAAAAUCUCGAGGGAGGAAUGGGGAUGGGAUCGUUUUCCAAAGCUUUUCGUAGACUCGUUUCGAAAAGUUUGUUUUCAUCACUUGAGACGUAGGUUUGAAUUUUUUUCAAAAUGAGGAUCGUUAUGUACCUACAAUCAUCUGGCCGGGAGAGGGGAAUGUAACAUUUUUUUUUUCUUUUUGCGAUUUUGUAUUGAGAUGCAUAGAAAAAGGUGAUACUUGUCGGUUGUGUAGCGUGACGUUUUUUAUGUGAAUUAGUGCCAAUUGUUUACUCGUAAACGAACAAAGCGAUAGAAGAUUGUGGAUAUGUUUUUGUUGAAUUUUUGUUUUCCCCCCAUCAAAAGUUAAUGCAAUUUGACAAUCAGUAGACAAUUCUAAAGGUUAAAGCAAUUUCAAGUAGAAAAGAAAUCUUGCCAAUUUAUCAACCGACUGUCGCAAUUACUAUUUACAAACAGGGUUGUUUUGCAUUGUAAGAUACAUCGUAAGAUUUUUUUCAGCCACCUGGGGAUGCUGGAAACAUGUUUUUUUUUAUCAUUGUUGUUAGCGAUAAUUUAUCACUGUAAAUUGUUUAUGAUAAAUUUAUUUUUACUUUUUAUAAGCAUUAUAUAAGUGGCAAAGACAAAUACAGCCAUUGAAAACAAUUAUUUUACACUCGUUUCAAUUUUAAAUAGCAAUUUAAUCAUUAUCAAUUUCUUUAUUACUGUUACUUUAGUUGUUACUAUUUUAAAUGGAAUUUUUUGGUAAUAUUAAUUUGACAACGCUAGUUUGCUUUUGUCUACAAAAAAUCAACAAGUAAAUUUAACGUAAUAGAUUUUGUAAUGUAAUAAAUAAGAAUAUGUAAGGAGAAGAUCCAUCUUCUUAUUUUAAUAUGUCUCUAGUCAGAAAAAAAAGUAACGUAACAUACACACGCAAUUUUUUCCUGUAUGAAUUAGCAGACACUAUUUUUUUUAUUAUUUCAAUUUUAUAUGUAUAUUUAUCAGAUAUCACUCUAAUUAUACAAGGUCGAUUUAAAAUAAACAAUUUAUAGGCUCAGUCACAAACGUUGGAAGUCUGCAUUGUGUAAGCUUGAAAAUUUGUAAAUAAAUUAAACAAUAAAAUAAAAUAAUUUUUACCAUA